CAUUGGCUCAAGCUCAACAGCUCAACAUCGCAGCGUACAGAUCUGCUUCGCAACUUCGACCUUUGACAAUGGCCGAGAGCUCUCAGAUGCUGAAGCUAGCAGGCGGCAUGGCUGUAGGGGCCACAGCGGUUAUGGUGGCAUCUUCGGCUCUCAAACAAUCCUUGAGGGAUUCCGUGCGAUGCGAUGCCUCUUCUUCUUUUGAGUACCACCUCGCAGUGCAUUGCCCUGAAAUCACGGCUGCAACCUGGCAGUUGGUGAAGCUUCCGAAAGCGGCCAGCGUGGUAGACUUGCGCCAAGCAACCUGUGCCGCGUUGGGUGCGGAUGUGGACUUCAGCUUCUAUCCGGUGGAGCGCGAGACGGUGGACGGAGCCUGCCUCAAGCUGGGGGAAGAGCUCAAAGAGAUCGGCUGCCUAGAGCUGUUGCUCGCGACUCUGCCGCCAGAUCACUUGCGCGUGAUUCAGCUGGUGUUCGCUCGGGAAGUACCUCGGCCGGCGGAUGUGCCAAGUGGUCCAACGGCUUUCCCCAUUUGUGGCACUUGCUUGCCCAUCCUGGGCACGACCUACCAGUCCAAGGGACCCUAUCCGAUCCCGGAGUACAACUUUGCUCAGAACGUCUUCCCCACAAGUGGCAAGUACCCCUGGGGCUCCACCGUUCGAUCUCAUGAAGGGCGCAAGCAAAGUGUCGGGGAGUUUGGGGCAGCGGUCAUUCACCGGGACGCCCAAUACUUCGAGAUCAUGACCGCGGAUGCCAACAUCGUCCAAGAGAUGAUCUCAAGACCUGCAGAUUUCCCCAAGCUUUGGAACCGCGAUGUCGAGGUCGGUUUGCAAGACUUCACCGCCAACGGGCUCUUCACCAGCAGUGAGAAGUCGGAGGAUUGGAAGACGGGGCAUAGUCUCCUUCCUCGCGGUUUCAAUCAGAUCAAAGUGAAGGGUUUUGCACCGCAGAUCCUGGCCAAGACUCGUGCUUUUGUUGCGGAAUGGUCCAAAUUUGAAGCCGGGCAGUUGGUGGAAGGCGUGAACGAGUGGCUGACCGCAAUGACCGCGGAUGCUGUGGUUUCAUGUAGCAUGGGAAUGGACAUGUGCAAUGUGGAGCGCUUGGGUUUGAAGCAGCCACCCCACAAGUUUGUGGAGACCUUUCGUUUUGGCCUCGGCGUGUCGAUCGGAAGCAUCACCACGCAGUCAGAGUACGGUCUCAAGCGCUUCCUGCCGUUCUUUGAUGCUGAAGGUCAACUUCAGGAGAAGUACGAAGCCACUAAGAAGGAGAUGCAGAGACAGGUGGAGGACUUGGUUGAAGCCACUCGAAGAGGUGAACUGAGUGAGAACUCCAUCAUUGCUGCCAUGCUCAACGAUAGUGCGGACGGCAAGAAGGUUCGAUUCGGCGCUCUGUACGGGCACGUGGUGAAUCUGAUGAUUGCAGGCCAUGAGACCACUGCCGCCACCCUGGGCUUCACGAUGCAGCUCUUGGCAGAGCAUCCGGAGUUUGAGCAGCGCGCGCUGGAGGAGGUGCGGCAGGUGCUGCAGGGCAAAAGCGAGCCGAGCGUAGAGGACGUGCCGAAGCUCCAGUUCGUGGAGCAGUGCUUCCGCGAGGCCCUGAGGCUCUACAGCCCGGUGACCUCCAUCACGCGGGACGUGGCGUAUGAUACCCUGCUGGGCGGUCAUCGCGUGUAUCAAGGCGAGAGGAUCAACCUGGUGACACGGGCCUUGCAUACGAACCCGGAGUACUGGGGUGGGGAAUUUGGAGAUCCAUUGAGCUUCAACCCAGAUCGUUUCUCGCCCGAAGCAGUGAGGCAGCGACAUCCCAACGCCUACCACCCGUGGGGCUUCGCCACACGCGCUUGCAUUGGCAGUCAGUUCGCUCUCUUCGAGGCCAAAACCUUCUUGGCCUCGAUGCUGAUCCACUUCCAACUGAAAGGCGUUCCAGGAUACAAGAUGGUGGCCAAUUGCGAGGGUGGGGGUGCUGCACCCUCCCCGGAGAAGUUGGCCUUCCACAUCUUCCCCCGGCCUGGUGGACCGGUGUGGUCUGAUGGUACCAUGAAGCCCCUGUGCGUGUCCGACACGGAAGCCACGGAAGCCACAGAAGCCGAGGACGUGAUCCAGGAUGAUGCCAGCGACAGUAGCUGAGCUGAGUUGAUGGUCAUGGAGUCAUGGCCGGAAGUGGCAAGACCUGCAUGAUAAUGUCGAAGUCUGAGCUCGGUUGGUAUGUUUCGUUUUGUUUGUACAGUUCGGGGAUGAACCCCUAAGCCCUAGAUCUUUGUCUGGAAGUCUUCCAUUGUACAGAAGCCGGCUGCGGAUCGUUGGCCGAAAGGGAGACUUGAAGUACAAAGACUGCCCUCUGGACUCGCCUCGGAUCGAUGGCUGUCCAAGGCAAUGCUGGGAUUCCAGGAUGUAAGGAAGGAAGGCCC
Molecule: messenger RNA, 2401 nt
Organism: Effrenium voratum
Lineage: Eukaryota; Dinophyceae; Suessiales; Symbiodiniaceae
Source: the annotation of a GenBank genome assembly